Messenger RNA from Trichomycterus rosablanca, 1515 nucleotides. It is a transcript of the gene ube2ka, whose product is annotated as ubiquitin-conjugating enzyme E2Ka (UBC1 homolog, yeast). NCBI's taxonomy places the organism in Eukaryota, Metazoa, Chordata, Actinopteri, Siluriformes, Trichomycteridae. The record is from RefSeq and is a predicted model, not a curated record. The transcript has 7 exons. Gene Ontology annotation, molecular function: protein binding. Bases 20 to 622 code for a protein of 200 amino acids.
CCAACACAUACACAGCAGAAUGGCUAACAUCGCGGUGCAGAGGAUAAAACGGGAAUUUAAAGAAGUCCUGAAAAGUGAAGAGACGAGUAAAAACCAGAUCAAAGUCGACCUGGUGGAUGAAAACUUCACAGAACUGAAGGGGGAGAUCGCAGGACCGCCAGACACGCCUUACGAAGGUGGUCGAUAUCAGCUCGAAAUAAAAAUUCCAGAAACAUAUCCGUUCAAUCCACCGAAGGUACGCUUCAUCACGAAGAUCUGGCAUCCCAACAUCAGCUCAGUAACUGGUGCGAUAUGCCUGGACAUCUUGAAGGACCAGUGGGCGGCGGCUAUGACGCUCCGGACGGUCUUGCUCUCGCUACAGGCUUUACUGGCGGCAGCAGAACCAGACGAUCCACAGGACGCAGUGGUUGCCAAUCAGUAUAAGCAGAACCCAGAGAUGUUUAAGCAGACGGCUCGACUCUGGUCACACGUUUACGCCGGCGCGCCCGUCUCCAGUCCGGACUACACGCGCAAAAUAGACAAACUGUGUGCCAUGGGCUUCGAUAAAAACGCGGUAAUAGUGGCGCUGUCGUCGAAAUCCUGGGACGUGGAGACGGCGACGGAGCUGUUGCUGAGCAACUGAACCCCGCCCUACCCCUGAACACUGCCCUCCCCAUCCGAAAUCCACCCCACAUCCACCCCCGACUCCGCCCGCAUCAGAGCCAGAUCCACAUCCACAUCCCUUAUGGAUAAAGUGCACCUUGACUUUUUCAUCUCUCUCACGUUCUUUUCUACAGACCCCCCCUCCUCCUCCCAAUUCCACCCCCCUCUACCAUCCUUCUUCAUUUGUUUGCCCCCCCCCCCCACCCCUCCUUAUUUUUGUUUACGUGUGCCUUCCCGUGUCUCCAUCAUGGAAUGUUCUCGCGUCUAUUUACCAGUCAGAUCAAAGAAUUCACUCCUGACCUUCCUCCUCAUCAUCAUCAUCAUCAGUUUCACCCCGAGGCUGGACGUUCUUAAGUCUCCUCUUUAUUCACACAAUCUCUCUCUGUGGAAUAUUCCAUUUUUACAGUGACAGUAAGUCAAACUAACGAAGGUCGAAGGUCGAAGGUACACACACUCGCUCACACACACACACACACACACACACACUCUUCACAGAUCAUGUUAUCUCAAGCAAUCAAGACUGGAACGAAGCGAAAGUGAAGACGUGGAGAGAGCGGCCGCAGAUGAGCAGGAAGUGAAAUCAUGUGUAAAUAAAGCUGUUAGUCUGUAUAAAGUAAAGCAACGUGGCGACACUUUUAUUUAUUAUUGUUUUAAAGAAACGCUGAAAUAAACUCAACAGUUUCGUGGCUAAUGGAGAAAGUUCUUCGUCCGAGUGUGUGUGGGGGUUUUUUUGUUUCGUUUGUUUGUUUUGGGGUCGGGGGGGGAGACAAGUCUUUCGAUGUGAAAUGAUUCUGUAAAUGUAAACGAGAAGAACCGCAUGAAACAAAGUUCCUCCUUUUUCUGACUGUUAAUAAAAAUGAUUCCAAAUUCUAA